Messenger RNA from Nothobranchius furzeri (turquoise killifish), 875 nucleotides. Its product is annotated as ubiquitin-conjugating enzyme E2 D4. The record is from RefSeq and is a predicted model, not a curated record. Gene Ontology annotation, biological process: protein polyubiquitination. Gene Ontology annotation, molecular function: ubiquitin conjugating enzyme activity. NCBI's taxonomy places the organism in Eukaryota, Metazoa, Chordata, Actinopteri, Cyprinodontiformes, Nothobranchiidae. Gene Ontology annotation, cellular component: nucleus.
AUGCCCACUCCGACGAACAAAAACGCGGAAACAAAACAACUUUUUUCUAAACUAACGAGUCGACAGAAAGUGACCGCAGCAGUAGCUGACGACAGUCGGAGUUUACUCAGUAGCUUCUUCUAUUACCGCUAAAUAAAAAGUCGUAAUGGCUUUGAAGAGAAUACAGAAGGAGUUGAAUGACCUACAGAGGGACCCUCCAGCUUCAUGCUCAGCUGGACCUGUGGGAGAAGACAUGUUUCACUGGCAAGCUACCAUCACCGGGCCGAAUGACAGUCCUUAUCAUGGAGGAGUUUUCUUCCUGUCUGUCCACUUCCCCACUGAUUAUCCCUUUAAACCACCGAAGGUUGCCUUUACAACAAAAAUCUACCACCCGAACAUAAAUGGCAAUGGCAGCAUUUGCCUUGACAUCUUGAGGUCGCAGUGGUCACCUGCACUAACAAUAUCCAAAGUUUUACUAUCCAUUUGCUCUUUGCUGUGUGACCCAAAUCCGGAUGACCCGCUGGUCCCCGACAUUGCACAUAUCUACAAAUCAGACAGGCAAAAGUACAACAAACUGGCUAGAGAAUGGACCCAGAGGUAUGCAAUGUAACGGAGUGAAGACGCAACAAGGCCUCGCCUCUCACAACUCCUUAUAACAUGACAGUACUGUUCGACUGCUUUAUCCUCACUGGCUGUAGCUGAAGUGUUUAAUACACAUAAAUGCACUUUCUCUUCCCAAAUUUUACUUGACCCGUUUUAUUUUAUUAUUUUGGCAUUACUGGUAUUAUUUUGAUCACUGCUGAGAUGGAGUGCUUGUGUUUUUCUUUUACAAAUGUGUAUUGUUCAUGACUGUAUUUUGAAUAAUCUUAAAAUAAAAAUAAGAUUCAUUAAAUUCA